AUGAAUAAGUUUGUUACUAGAGAGAAAACUAGGAAUCCACGUUCUAGCUCUACUCGUCUUUCUGCCAGUUCAUCCGUAGCUCUAGAAAUUUGGAGACAAAUAUUUAUUUCAGAUGUUGAUUUAGAAUCUGACGAAGCUGAUUCGGAAAUUAGAAAGUUCAUUGCAAAGUAUAUUGUUGAUUCUUGUGCUAAAGAAAUAAUCAAAGCUAUUAUUGAAGACUUGGGUGGAGAUUAUUUUAAGAUACCAGUUGAUGAAUCAAAGGAUGUAUCACACAAGGAGCAAAUGACACGUGUUCUAAAAUCUGUUAACAAAGAAGGUGAAAUGAUAAAGCGAUUUAUUGGUAUUGUUCAUGUAACACUUGUAGCUCUUGCAAAGAAGAAUUCAGAUGUAGAUGACUUUUUUUGUUUAGUUAUUAAUGUGUUAAAUAUUGUUGGAGCAUCUUUUAAGUGCAGGGAUUUGCUUCGAGAACAUCAAGCUGAAAAGUUAGAGGAGUUGCUCAUAUCAGGUGAAGUGCAUAUAGGACGUGAGUUUUCAAAUUAUAUUGAUAAACUUCUUGCUAAAACUCUUAUGAGUGAGAUGAAGAAAUUUGACUUUGUUUUUAUGUUGCACUUGAUCUGGAAAGUUCUAAUAAUGACAAAUAAGUUGAGCUUCUCUUUUCAAUGGAUAGAUCAACAUAUUAUCAAUGCUAUGGGAUUGGUUGCUCUUACAAAACAAAGGCUACAAAAUAUGAGAGAUGGUGAAUUUGAAUCAUUAAUAGAUGAUGUCUCUUUAUUUUGUGGUAAGUAUGAUAUAAUGAUCCCGGAGAAGGAUGCUAACUACUUUCCUGGAAAGUCGAAGCGUAAAGCUAUUGAUAUUACUUAUUCUCAUCAUUUGCGGGUUGAAAUUUUUUAUGCUGUUAUUGAUUUGCAUCUCGAUGAACUUAAUAAUCGUUUCAAUGCUAUAAGUACUGACUUACUUCUUGGUUUGACUGGUUUAAAUCCGGUCAAUUCAUAUGAUAGUUUUGAUAAAGGCAGGAUAAUGAAGUUGGUUGAAUGUUAUAUGAAUGAGUUUGACAGCAUCAAGCUUUGUGAUCUCAAUUGUCAACUAGAUAGUUUUAUAGUUUAUGCUUGUUGA
Molecule: messenger RNA, 1113 nt
Organism: Capsicum annuum
Lineage: Eukaryota; Viridiplantae; Streptophyta; Magnoliopsida; Solanales; Solanaceae
Exons: 4
Coding region: 1-1113 (370 amino acids)
Source: RefSeq, a predicted model, not a curated record